AUGGGUUUUCGAGGUCGGGGAUCGAGGUACAGAGGUUUGCUAGACUGUGUAGCAACGGAAGUUUCUGAUUGUUGUAGACGUAGGAUUGUUGUGGAGAGAACUGGGUUGGCGCUGGAGAGUCUUCUUUACAGCUUUAACAUGUAUCACCUGUCAAGUCUUAUCCUUUUCCUCACCCUCAUCUUCACCCUCAUCUUCACUAUCACCACAAACCACAUUGCGUCUGCGUCUACUCAAUAUGAACUCACUCCCCACCAUUACCACCGCGCGUUCAAAGAUAAGAAGGCGUCUGGCGAGGCGGGAGAUGUACUGGGCAGUGAAUUCAACAACAAGCAGAGACUUGAAAGAAUACAAAUCAUGGGCGAGCAGGAACUAGAGCGAAAAGCCAGAAUGACGCUUGAGGAUGAGCAGCACGAAAUCUUCUCGAACCACUACCUUUACGCGCGGCAAGACGGUUCAUGUUCGUGUCCGGGAUGCACCCUUCGAAUGAACAGGGAGAAGCAUGAGAGAGAUCUUGCGUACAAGCCACCAACGGCAGUUGAGUAUGCACAGUAUCUACAAUGGAGAGCCGAAGAAGCAGAGCAGCGCUCCAAAGCAGCAGCCGAGAAGCGGCUCGAGGAACAAAACCAAGAGCGCAUGGAAAGAGAACAAGAGCGUCUGAGAAAAGAGCAGGAGAAGACAGACAGAGUAAAGCGUGCAGAAGAACGCAAACGAGCAGCGAAAACCAAGGUCAAAGAAGAACGAUCGAAAGAAACUGCACGUCAAGCUAGUAAGCAGCAGGAGAAAGACGCGCAGGUGCGUAUGGCGAGACACCAUAUCAAAGAACAACACGCGAAGUUUGACAAAUACCUCCGAGAUAUGAAGAAUCAUGGGCAGGAAGUCGAAACGAGGACUGGUGUAGUUGACAUUGGAUGGGUCAAAAAGAAAGGUGUUGCGACCUGUCUGUUCUGCGAGGAGGAGAUCAAGUACUACUCGUUUCGCUGUCCAGAUGGGGGCGCUGUGGCUUGCAAUCCGUGCAAGAAUAAGCUCAGUCAAGUGUUGACGACGAAGGUUUUGUGA
Molecule: messenger RNA, 1056 nt
Organism: Dothidotthia symphoricarpi CBS 119687
Lineage: Eukaryota; Fungi; Ascomycota; Dothideomycetes; Pleosporales; Dothidotthiaceae
Exons: 5
Coding region: 1-1056 (351 amino acids)
Source: RefSeq, a predicted model, not a curated record